AUUUGAGGCCACAGACGGCCAGUCAAUGAUGGCGUAAAGCAAGCUUUGUUGACGUUGUGAAGAGACGACUCGUACUGAAAGGCACCAUGCGAUAGCCUUCAGCUAUCGACAUGUAUCAACGGCCCGGCCCGAGACUUUGCCUUGGCGUUCCCAAGUCGGCGAUUGAGCAGGACUGCCAAAAUUUGCAAAAUGCGCCCUGAUCUUCACGCAGGCAAGCGGGGUUGCCACAUCAUCAAGCCUCGGACUUUCAUGGGUUCAUGCGGUCUCUUCUCGUCAGUAUGUGAAGUGGCAGAAUCAUCUUCCGUAAUUGGGUGACUGGAUGAAGGGCAUGCAAGGUUUUUCUGGUCAUCCUGGCAUUGUACAAGUCUAAUGUCUGAUGUGCUUGGAUCAUCGGGGUCAGCCAUAUUCCUCAUUGCGCGUUUGUGCUGUGGCACGAUACACCUUCAUCAUUUCCCACAGCCGCGGGCAUAGAGGUGACCAUGAGCAAGAAAGCGCCUUCAUGGGCAAAUCGUUUACUUUGCCUCCGAAAUCGAUUUAUGUCACCGGAGAUUGAAACACAGGAUGCUGAGCACGAGACUCGGACACGCGCAGCCCGUCGGAUUUCAAAAACAAUCAUCGAUACUCACCGGCAAUUAUUGCUUCUCCCAGAUCUCACCCCGGGAGAGCUUAUCAAUUCCAUGCUUGGAGAUUUAGUAGCAAGUUGCUGUGAAGUCCACACCACAUGCACCGUCACUGAAGUCCUCUCGAACGCCGAUAUCCGAUCCAUCCUGCCCUCUCUCAGACAGAAGUGUGCCGAGGCAGAGUAUCAGCUCGAGGCUCACUGGGCGGAGUACAUUGGAAAUGCAAAGGACAGGUUCGAGGCAGAAUCGCGACUGAAGCAGUUCCCGUACCACCAGAACUACACCGACCUCACUCGACUGGAGAUAUCUGCUUUGUUAUCCGUCGCGGAUUCCUUGCCACGAAGAAUAGCCUUUAUCGGUUCUGGGCCAUUGCCUCUGUCGUCUAUGUUUAUGCUCGACCUGGUGAAUCGUUGGCAGCAUCUCCGAUCCGGGUCAAAACGGCACGACGAAUUCUCAACCAACACAGCCACAAUCCUGAAUAUAGAUCAUUCCCGAGCAGCCAUCACAAGUUCAUCAUUGAUGGUAUCUAAGCUACGUAACGGAAGAGAAACCGAUAGCGGCAUUGAUGUGAAUGAUCAGGAUCUCGACACCACGUCGUGUGGAGACUUGAAGUUCCUCUGCCAGGAAGCUGCCGUUAGCGACUUGGCCGACUUUGACACGGUCUUCCUCGCCGCUCUUGUCGGACAAACUAAGCGCGAGAAGGAGCAACUCAUACUGAGAGUGGUGUCAAAAAUGACGUCUGGCUCCAUGUUCGUGGUGCGAACCAGCUGGGGUCUCCGAACCUGCUUGUAUCCGGAGGUCGACUUGGCGACGGAAGCACUGGCACCAAGACUUAAGAUAUGUUCUGUCGUCCAUCCCUACAAUGAUGUCGUCAACUCCGUCAUCGUCGCUCAAGUACGAUAAUUCCUCGAUGCGUGAAGCUUAUCAAUGGCGGUCUGUGGCUGCGCACUGCGUGG
Molecule: messenger RNA, 1576 nt
Organism: Microdochium trichocladiopsis
Lineage: Eukaryota; Fungi; Ascomycota; Sordariomycetes; Xylariales; Microdochiaceae
Product: Nicotianamine synthase
Exons: 3
Coding region: 480-1523 (347 amino acids)
Biological process (GO): nicotianamine biosynthetic process
Molecular function (GO): nicotianamine synthase activity
Source: RefSeq, a predicted model, not a curated record